Adelges cooleyi (spruce gall adelgid) is the source of this 2408-nucleotide messenger RNA. RefSeq names its product BTB/POZ domain-containing protein 9-like. The record is from RefSeq and is a predicted model, not a curated record. Bases 50 to 2401 code for a protein of 783 amino acids. Gene Ontology annotation, biological process: circadian behavior; modulation of chemical synaptic transmission; adult locomotory behavior. NCBI's taxonomy places the organism in Eukaryota, Metazoa, Arthropoda, Insecta, Hemiptera, Adelgidae. Gene Ontology annotation, molecular function: protein binding. The transcript is spliced from 11 exons.
UGACGGAUAUAAUAUAGUGGACUAGUUCUACAAGAAGAGUGCAGAAAAAAUGUCACGUUCAAACCUCUUAUCAUCACGGUUUGGUCUAGCUAACGCGACGCUAAUUAUGUUUUGUAUACUUGCCCAUUAUGUCGAAAUGCAAACGACCAACCUUCACAUGGGCAUUUUGGAAACCCGCGAAGAUCUUCGGAUUGGGAUGGAACAAGACGUGCAGCAGUCCGCAGAAAGCUCACAAGAAAAUAAUAACGAAUAUUACAAACGACUCCAAUGCAGCUACGCUUUAUCUGCGUUACGUCACUUGCAGCUUACCGAACAAUGGGUGUACGGGUCUAACAAUGAAUUUAAGUAUAUUACCGUCUACGACUAUGUAUUGUUCGAUGCUGAAGCCGCUUCGAUGUUAGCAACCGUCCACAUUGUGCCCGUACAUAGUCACUUGCGGGAAAUCCUAUGGACGUUAUGGUUUUACACGGUCAGGGUGCAUAGUCUGUUAUUGAAUGGCAAGGCCGGCGGUUCGUUAAACACUGGGUUCAUGUUCAAAGCUCAUCGAUCCAUCAAGGAGUCUCUACGGUCGUUUGUGACAUCCAAUAUGGGCAAAUUUGAAGACGUGAAAGCAAAACUAAACGCAAUAAACGCAGAGAAAAUCCCAGUAGAAAAAGACGGCAUUGCAUGGGUGUUCACAAACAAAGGAUGGCUGAAUUAUCAAAUGGCGUUCAACGAAAAGCACGGGGUUUCGACCGAAGGUUAUAUGACGCAUCCUUCGUCUUCUAAAACACACAGUAACGAACAAAUCGACCACACUCACUUCUUGGUCAGCGACAUAGGCAGCCUCUAUCUAAGCGAAAGCAUUUCAGAUGUUGUUUUAGUUGUAGACGGAGAACGAUUGCCCGCUCAUCGUAUGAUAUUAGCCUCACGGAGCGAUUUUUUUAGGGUAUCUUUUUAUGGAAAUUUUAAAGAAAACAAUGAUUUGGAGGUGACAAUAAGUGAAGCACCAGUUACCUUAUUUAAAAUACUACUUAAAUACAUUUAUACUGGUCGAAUAAACUUAAGUGAUCUUGAGGGUAGAGAGGUAUUUGAAUUACUUAGGAUAUCGGAUUUUUUUGUUGUUUCAAACUUAAAACUUUCACUGCACGAGUAUUUGCAAAGAAGCAUUAAUGUACGCAAUGUAUGUUCGUUUUUUGCUAUAGCACGACACUACCCAUACAAGGAGCUCGAAGUCAAAUCACUCAACUUUAUCGGAAACAUCGCUUUGCAUGUAUUGAGAAAGAAAGAUUUUCUUUCUUUGUCAUCCAAUGACCUUCAAGAAAUUCUCAAUAGUGACUCGUUUUAUGCUAACGAAUUUGUUAUAUUUCGUGCGGUUUGUCGCUGGAUCAAGAAGAACGAAAACAAGCUAGAUCAUGAUACUAAAGUCAAAGUUUUAUCUGCCGUCAGAUAUUCGUUAAUGAGUGCUGACGAAAUGUCUAAGGCUAGGAAAUUAAAACUAGUUAAUUCGAAUAUAAUUUCAGAAGCCAUACAAUUUAGAAAUACGUCGUCACCAGAGCAUACAUUCCGAGGACAGCUAAAACCCAAUGUAAGUCUUAUUUAUCAGUCUCAGAAUUUUCCAGUUGCCAAUGACAUUAACGGCGGUACUAAUAUGAUAAAGUUGGAUAAUCCAUCAUUUAUAAACUAUAUUGGUAUGUUAUCGGAUGGAGGUAGCAUAAAUCCCAGGUGUUACUCAUAUUACAUUGAAGUUUCAAUGGAUCAGAACGAUUGGAUACGUGUUAUAGAUUAUUCAAACUAUGAUUGUCGAUCAGUUCAACGUUUGUGGUUUCAUCCACGCUUGGUUCGGUAUAUACACAUUGUUGGAACCAAAAGUACUGCUAAGGCGACUUUGAGAGUUUGGGAUAUCAAGUACAAUAUACAUGAAAUGUACAAAGUGGAAAUAAAAAAUGGAUUAGUCGUUCCUAAGGACAAGUAUAAUGUCGCAUCAAAAUAUAUGAAUGCACUUGUAAUUAAUGGUCAAAAUAGUGUCAAUAAUCAUUCGCUAUUAGAUGACUAUUAUGAAAACUACGCUAGGUAUGACAGAUACACGUAUCAUCUGCUGGGAUCGGGUUUUAUAUUGGUUCAUCUUGCACAACCGUAUAUACUUAGUUCAAUGAGGUUGCUGCUUUGGGGCGGCAAAGAUCAGUUUUACAGUUAUAAAAUUGAAGUUUCUCUUAAUAAACAAGACUGGGAAAUGAUUGUAAAGAAAUCUGAGGAGCUGACACAAUCUUGGCAGGUGUUGAAAUUUAAACCCAGGCCGAUACUCUACAUUCGUAUUACUGGCGUUAAAAGUUCAGCAGGCAAUGAUUUUCGUAUUAUAUAUUUGGAGGCCCCUGCUCAAGUAACAUUAGAUUCCAACGCCAUUGAAGAAACAUCAUCUUAAACACCAG